Molecule: messenger RNA, 393 nt
Organism: Symbiodinium natans
Lineage: Eukaryota; Dinophyceae; Suessiales; Symbiodiniaceae
Source: the annotation of a GenBank genome assembly
AUGGUGCGCGUGCUUUUUCUGCCGCCCCGGGAUCUCUUCCCUGCUGGCCGGCUGGACGUGAUCAUCUGCGCUGCUCUCAAAUUUCUUAUCUACGGUCUCCUGGGUAGCCUCCUGUCGGUGACGCUGCGGAAGACCUUGCUUGGCUUGAAGCAGGCUCAGGAUGCACUUGGCAUCCUGAAUGCAAUCCUGAUGCGAUGGACUAAUGAUCGGCGUGUAUCCCUUGUUCACUUCCACACCUGGAACCUAGUUCGAGAGUCCAUCCUUCGCAAUGAUGUAAAGAACAUCUUGGAUCGCUCGAGAAUGUCGUUCUCCUGUACAUCAUUCUUGCCCUGUACUUUGUCACCGAUGCCACCAUCCAGAUCGUCAUUCGAAACCAGCCCCCGAGCAUCUUAA